AUGGCAGAAUCAGCGACGGAGAUCCCUAUAAACAUAGAGGAGGCAGUUAGGGAAACUGUGAAAAAUGUUACAGAAAAGCCGCCGACGAGUAUUGAAGGGAUUGCGAUUGCAUACCUGAGUUUAGUGAUUAUGGCUGUUUUACCUAUAUUCUUUGGGGCUUUCCGAUCUGUAAAAUACUUGAAGGAGCAAAAGGAAUCAGGCGAGCGCACAGAGACGAUGUCCAACAAGGACGCGCUGAUGUUCCCACUGAUCGCGUCCGCCGCACUCUUCGGCCUCUACAUAUUCUUCCAGUUCUUCUCCAAGGAGUACAUCAAUCUGCUGCUCACUGGCUACUUCUUCUUCCUAGGAGUACUGGCGCUCAGUCAUCUGCUUAGUCCAGUGAUCUCAUUCAUGGUGCCAGCAUCGAUCCCGAACGUGUCGUACCACAUCCACUUCACGCGCGGCGAGGCCGGCACGCGCUCAGACAUCAUCAACUACAAGUUCACGUCGUAUGACAUCAUAUGCCUCAUCAUCUCGCUGGGGAUGGGCGGCUGGUACCUGCUCAAGAAGCACUGGAUAGCCAACAACCUGUUCGGCAUCGCAUUCGCGGUCAACGGCGUGGAACUCCUGCACCUGAACAACGUGGUGACCGGCUGCAUCCUGCUCAGCGGCCUCUUCAUAUACGACAUCUUCUGGGUCUUCGGCACCAACGUCAUGGUCACCGUCGCCAAGUCCUUCGAAGCGCCUAUUAAAUUGGUAUUCCCUCAAGACUUGCUGGUGAACGGGCUGGACGCGAGCAACUUCGCCAUGUUGGGUCUCGGCGACAUCGUGGUGCCCGGCAUCUUCAUAGCUCUGUUACUGCGCUUCGACAAGAGCCUUAAGCGAAACAGCGAGUUUUACUUCAGGGCGACAUUCACGGCGUACGUAGUAGGCCUCCUGGCUACGAUCUUCGUGAUGCACGUGUUCAAGCACGCGCAGCCGGCGCUGCUGUACCUCGUGCCCGCCUGCCUCGCCACGCCGCUGUCGCUAGCCCUACUCCGAGGCGACAUCAACGCCUUGUUCAGCUACGAGGACCAGCCAGCGAUAAUAGAAGCGGAAGCGGAAGACACGAGCAAGUCAAAAAAGACUGAAUAGGCGAUCAUUCGGCCACGUCCAGAGCACAAAUACAGCACAGCUACCGUUUAAGUACAUUGACUUGUAGACCACGUGACGUGGGUUGUGACGUCACAGUUCAUUUGAUGUAUGUAGUGAGCUCCGUUUACAUUACUAUGACAAUGCGAUAUUAAUGGCCAGUUUCACCGGUUAUUGAUAGUCUCUGAUAGCCUGUCAGGACCUUAUCUGACAGAUAAACUGUAACUUGGUUUCACUGGUCCCGGACAGCAAUAUCUGGCGGAAAUUAUAAGGAGCCUUUAUCUGACAGAUAACUGACUUUAUCGGUAACCGAUGAAACUGGCCACAAAUGUCUGAUUAAAUAUACUAUUUCUGAUAUACUGGGCAUGAUUCAGCAAACCCUGAUGACCGGUUCCUAUAUUUUUUUAUUUACAGGAAUCGGCAUAAGUAUUGUCUCUGUCGUUAGGUGUCGUAAUCUAAACUCAGCUCUAGGGAUCGUUUAGAAACCGCGCAUUGUUGCUGACUCGCUUUGCUCUCUUACCUCCUUACAGUAUGACCUUUUUAAACUGCUAUUUUCCUUUUCGUCCUGAAACGUUUUAUUACUAGUCGAUCAACAUUUUAUGUGACUAAAAAAACACGGUUCGAUUUCUAAACGGUCCCACAUCAUAUGAUGUUCUAUAAAAAUGUACGUAAAUGUUGCUAUUGUAAAAAAAAAAUGAAAGGGUAAUUUUAAUUUAGACUUCCGACGUAUCUUCCAUUGUAGUAAAUUAAACAUGUCGAAAAUAUUCCGGCGAUGAUGUCAGGUUGAAUUUGUCUAGUAAUUAUUGUAAAUGUCGUGUCACAAAUUCUAUUGAAAAUAUGCACGGUUGAUAUAAGAUGUAUGGAGAUAAAUUGUUGCAUUUAUUAUUAGCUCCGAAUGUGUUUUUUCAGGCCAAAUUAUGUGAAGAACAAACGCAAAGGUUUUAUUGAGAGCUUAUAUUUUUAGGGCUAACUUAUCGUUGUGUUGGGCUCCCGCAGCCAUACUUUAGAUACUAAUUGAACAUCGAACAUUCCAGUACACCUCCUGACCUCAUCGUCAUCAGCUGUAGAUAUGAUCGGAUGAUGUAACAUAUUUAUUAAAUUGUUUAAAUUAUAGCAACACUGCGUCCAAAUUAAUUUCUAUAUUUUUAUGUUGAAUUAAAUAAUUUUUAUACUAUUUUUCGUUAAGGUAUUUUUUAUGGAAAAAAAUCAUUUUAUAUGUCUUUGUUUUCUGUGGAACUUAAUAGUAAGUUUUAUAUUUUGUUAACAUCUACUAUGUCAAUGUCAAAAGUUACCGAUGCAAAGUAUUCGCUGAAGAUUUCAUCCGUUUUCUAUAACAUAGUUAUGUUAAGUACAAUAAAUAUAUCAUAUAAACGUGGUAUGUUGCUAUUUUUACCUUCGCCUUAUUUGGUAGUUCCUUAUUUCGAUUUUUGUAACUUAACUGACCGAAUUUCUGAAAUAUGGGUACAAAAUGUACUUUAUACUUAGAAUAUAUUGAAGUUAGUGGUCUUUCUGUCGCUACGGAACACCUCAGAGUGACAGACAUGGCAAGAGAUAUGAGCGGUGCUUUUAGUUGAAUGACGUCGAGUAUUCGGACUGUCUCCUAAAAUAGUAAAAUCAUUGAUACACUACUACAUUUGUCUAUGUGUGUUAAUUGGGAGACAAGUCCUUAGCAAGAAUUUAAGAUCCUAUAGGCAAUUAUGUAUAUAAAACUUUUAUACCUUCUUAGGGGUAGAUUCCAAUACAUGUUUAUUAUGGGUAGCCAUUAUUUUGGUUGUGGUGGCAUCUUUCAAAACUGACACUGAUCAUAUAUGAAAUCGACUUAGGAUUUAAAUAUCACUUUGAUUAUCUAUGUAGUGAACAAUAUUUGUGUAAAUUAGAACACAAAAUAGUGCAUUUAAUGUAAACUUUUCGGUUUCUAAUCGUAUUUAAGAUAUUCUACGAUAAUCGCGACAACUGUGGACUACCCUGGACUUUAUGAAACAUGAUUUUAAUAAUAACGUAUAUAAUUAGUGGACAUUGAAUGUAUCAUAAUACAUGUUUGUUGGUAAUGAAUACUGAACUGUAAUAAAAAUGAUCGGAUCAGU
This is a messenger RNA of Helicoverpa zea (corn earworm), 3194 nucleotides long. Its product is annotated as minor histocompatibility antigen H13. The record is from RefSeq and is a predicted model, not a curated record. The coding region runs from base 1 to 1113 and encodes 370 amino acids. Gene Ontology annotation, cellular component: lumenal side of endoplasmic reticulum membrane; membrane; cytoplasmic side of endoplasmic reticulum membrane. NCBI's taxonomy places the organism in Eukaryota, Metazoa, Arthropoda, Insecta, Lepidoptera, Noctuidae. Gene Ontology annotation, molecular function: aspartic endopeptidase activity, intramembrane cleaving. The transcript is spliced from 7 exons. Gene Ontology annotation, biological process: membrane protein proteolysis.